GGUGUACUCGUCGGCGCAGCUGUUUCUCAAGUCGAUUUUGUAUGCCGUCGUUUGUGAGUGCAGCGCGGAAGUUUGAACCGCCACCUUCGGAAAUUGCAUCCGAUUGUUAAUAACCGCUCCCACCUAGGAAUGUGAACCUAUAUCCCCAAAUAAUAACAUACAUUGUGUGAUUGUGAACUGUUUGUUAAAUGAAGCUCAUCUUUCUUUAAAUAAUUGUUUAGACGUCGCGUCGAUGCGUAUAGAGUGGGUACGUAAUGACAAAACUAUUUAUAAUACUAGGCGUGCAUCGUUAAAAAUAUACAUUCUAAUUUUGCGUCAGCUCUUUACGACUAAUGUGCGGCGUUUUGCGUUGUUCUGACAGCAUCCGAAUCCGAAUUAGACACGGGAGUUGAAACGGCAUGUUUGUUAUUCAAAAACUGAAAACAACGUCUAAAAUACACAAAGUGCACAGUGAAAAUUAUGAAAGUGUCACUAACUGAUCACAAAGUGGCGUAGAACCUUGGCAUCCUUGCCUAAAUUGGUGUGCGGUGUGCUAAACGAUUAUUACGUGUUCAUAAACAUUAGUUACCGAGUGUGUUAAAGUGUUGUAGAAAUGUCUCAUGAAGCACAGCUUAGAAGAAGUCAACGCACAGACUUUUCUAACCCAAUGACACCUCUAGUAUCCCGAGAAAGAAGUUUCGUAAGACCAAACAAAGACUCCCAAAAACGUAGAAGCCAAACAAUGUUCGCUAUGAAAGGAAAGCCAACUAUGGAAAUAUAUAGACCUCCGAAUGUUAGAACGGAUAUUCCAUUGACAGGCAAGCUUAAUGUACAUGCAAAAGAAUUUACAAUGAAUCACGAAUUGCAGGCAUCUAAAUCAAGUGGAAAUCUAAAUUUAGCCAUGGCAUAUGAGCCGAUUUCGCUACAACAUUCAAAAUCGAGCGGAAACAUUUUAAGGCACAUUAAUCAUCCAGGUCUUAUUCCUAUUAUUCCAGGAGUCCCUUUACCAUUACUACACUCAGCAUCUGCCACCCAACUUUUAAAUAUGACUCGUCCUAACUAUCAAUACCAUCCUGAGUUAUUAGCCCAUCCAGUAUUUUCUGGGUUAAACCAAACAAUCUACCAUCCAGCUUGGAAUAAUAAUAUUCAACCAAAACAAUCCAGUCCAAAACCGUCAUCCUUAAAACGUUCAAAGAGUUUAGGUGCUGCUGAUUCAAGAGCUUUGGCUUCUAAAUUGAAAGACUAUACCAAAGAAGAAUUAGAUCUUACGAUAUUUUCUUCAGAAGAUCAAGUUCAUCUAAAAGCAGCUUUAGAAGACCCUACGCAAGUGCCAACAAGAACGCUCAUGGAUCUAGUCAAAACCAUUUUAGAAAAAGUAGUUGAAGGAAUGAAGUACAGUGAACCGAUAGCUAAGUUGUGUAUAUGUAUAAUUGAAAAUGAAAAAAAUCAAACCUUUCUAGAAUCUCUUUUGAAUAUGUGUCAACAAUGGUAUCAAGAUCGGGAUAAAAUUUUAAGAGGAAUCAAAGCUGGUGAUGGGACAAGAUUCACUGCCUUUAUGUGGUUCUUAACUGAAAUGUGUAGUCAGCUCAAAAGACAUCAAUUAAAAGAACAUUUUGAAGCAUUACAACCAGAGAUAGUACUUCUUUCCGUACUAGCUAAAUGCUGCCAUGCCUGUGUAGAACUUCCCAUCAAGUGCCUUGCGGAAACCGAAUGUUUAUUUUUUGUUUUGACCUCAAUAGGGAGAGAUUUGGAAACUGAACUUCCGCAACAGCUUGAUCAACUUUUGGCCAGUGUUCGAGAUGGUUUUUUGGCUAGUGCUGGAUCUAUUGGUGUAAGACGUACUUUGCUUCAAUUAAUAGAACUCCACGCUUCUAAUUGGCAAUUGCCAGGUUCAUCUGUUCUUUAUUACUAUCCUAGAAUUAAAUGACAGUAUUUUAUUUGGUAAUUAUUUAUUUAUGGACCAAAAUCUAAUGUUUUUUAUGUCAUUGUUUUAUUAAAAAAAUGAUGUGUUUUGUAUAUUUUAUAUGAUUCGAUAUUCAAACAAGUUUUAUCAUAAUUAAAAAUAAAGUGUGUACUCAAUUAA
Diabrotica virgifera virgifera (western corn rootworm) is the source of this 2062-nucleotide messenger RNA. Its product is annotated as CBP80/20-dependent translation initiation factor. Gene Ontology annotation, molecular function: translation activator activity; RNA binding; protein binding. Gene Ontology annotation, biological process: regulation of translational initiation. The transcript has a single exon. NCBI's taxonomy places the organism in Eukaryota, Metazoa, Arthropoda, Insecta, Coleoptera, Chrysomelidae. The record is from RefSeq and is a predicted model, not a curated record. Gene Ontology annotation, cellular component: cytosol. The coding region runs from base 593 to 1906 and encodes 437 amino acids.